AUGAAAGCCCUCCUUGGAUCACAAGAUGUGUGGGAAGUGGUAGAGAAAGGCUACGAUGAGCCAAAAGAAGGAGUCACUCUAUCCCAAACUCAAAGGGAUAGCUUGAAUGAUUCAAGAAAGAGAGACAAGAAAGCUCUCUAUCUCAUCUAUCAAGGAUUGGAUAGAGAUGCUUUUGAGAAGAUUUCGGAGGCAGCCACCGCAAAGGAAGCAUGGGAGAAGCUACAAACCUCUUACAAGGGUGCUGAGCCGGUCAAGAAGGUACGUCUUCAAACUCUAAGAAGUGAGUUUGAAACUUUACACAUGAAAGAUGCCGAAAGAAGAGAUCGUGGACGUGGAAGAAUAGGCCUCAACAACAAUUAUGCCAAUGAAGAUCGAAGAGAGAGCUCAACAAGAGGUCGUGGAAGAGGUGUCUCGCAACCAAGACGUGACAAGUCUCAAAUCAAGUGCUACAACUGUCAAAGGUUUGACCAUUAUGCUUAUGAAUGUAGAACUCCUACAAGAAAAAUUGAGGAGAAGGAGAACUAUGUGGAGGAAAGAAGUCAAGAAGAUGGCACUCUGUUGAUGGUACACAAUGACAAUGUAGGAGAACAAGAGAAUACAUGGUAUCUAGACAUAGAAUCAAGCAAUCCAGAAUCAGAAUUCGAUAUCCAAAAUGAAUUGGAGUCAGAGAAAUCAGAGACUAUGGAAGAAGAAGAAGAACACCAAGAAGAAACUGAAGCUGAAACUGAAGCUGAUAAUAUUGAUGAUAUGGAAGAAGAUACAAAAGCUGCUGAGUGGAUAAAUAAAUCCGAUUUGAUGAAAGAACAUGAAGAAAAAAGAGGAGGAGAAGGUGAUAGCGAGCGUAGUGGUGAUCCUGACGACGUCGAUGAUGAUGAUGAGGAACGUGAGGAAGAAGAGGAGAAUGAAGCAGUACUAACACUACCAGAAUCAAAGAUAGAACCCCAAAGAAAUUUCAUAUUGGAUGAAACAAUGACAACCAAGAAAAAACAUAUAGCAACUGAAGAAAUGAAAGUUGAAGGCGUAUUCUUUAGAAAUGUUGAUGACUCAGAAGGGCAGACAGUUCAAGAUGAAAAUGAUCAAACUCCGCCACCAAGUCCUACUCCAACAACUCUUGCAUCUACACCAUCAACAGGAAGAAGCAACAACAACAAAGAAGUUAAACUAAAAGUGAAGCCAAGGAGCAGUAGCAACAAGUCAGGAGGAGUACCAACAAAGAAGACAAACAAAUGA
Messenger RNA from Gastrolobium bilobum, 1230 nucleotides. RefSeq names its product chromatin modification-related protein EAF7-like. NCBI's taxonomy places the organism in Eukaryota, Viridiplantae, Streptophyta, Magnoliopsida, Fabales, Fabaceae. The coding region runs from base 1 to 1230 and encodes 409 amino acids. The transcript has 2 exons. The record is from RefSeq and is a predicted model, not a curated record. Gene Ontology annotation, molecular function: zinc ion binding; nucleic acid binding.